Molecule: messenger RNA, 525 nt
Organism: Molossus molossus (Pallas's mastiff bat)
Lineage: Eukaryota; Metazoa; Chordata; Mammalia; Chiroptera; Molossidae
Gene: PSMG4
Product: proteasome assembly chaperone 4
Exons: 3
Coding region: 70-441 (123 amino acids)
Biological process (GO): proteasome assembly
Source: RefSeq, a predicted model, not a curated record
CUAGCGCGACCAGCGACAGCGGCGAGGAACGAGUCGCGGCGCUGGUGGGCCGCGGGCCGGCCGGGCGGCAUGGAGGGGCCGCGGGCCGCCGCGGGCGGGGACGUCUCCCUGCACAACUUCAGCGCGAGGCUGUGGGAGCAGCUGGUCCACUUCCACGUCAUGCGGCUGACGGACUCGCUCUUCCUGUGGGUGGGGGCCACGCCGCACCUGCGCAACCUCGCCGUGGCCAUGUGCAGCCGCUACGACUCCAUCCCUGUGUCCACCUCCCUCCUUGGAGACACUUCCGACACGACCUCCACUGGCCUUGCCCAGCGCUUAGCCAGGAAGACCAACAAGCAGGUGUUUGUCAGCUAUAACCUACAGAAUACUGACAGUAACUUCGCAUUACUUGUAGAAAACAGGAUCAAGGAAGAAAUGGAGGCUUUUCCCGACAAGUUCUAGCUGAGUGGCAGAAGUGAGGAUCUAACUUAUGUCCUAACUUAUGUCCGACAUAUUUUUAAAUAAAUGAAUUGAAUUUCACUGUCA